CCUUCCUCCCCGGGAGGAUGCCCGCGGGGAAUAACGGUGCGCGUUGCUGCCGCUGCUCCGUGGCUCCCGUGGGCCAGGAGCCGCCUGACGCGUUUUUGCGCUGGCGGAACGCUCGGGUUUACGCGCUGGCUGCGCGGUGCGGGACGGCAGCGCGGCCCCGUUCCCGUGGCUUUGCUGCAGGUGAUGCGGCGCGGCCCUCGGUGCUGCUUUUGUCUCAGUCUCGGGGGGGGCGGCCGAAACGAGCGGAAGGAUCCGUGCUCCUUUCGGAGCCUUCCCGAGCGGCCGAGCAUCCUCCGAGCGAGCCCUGCUCGAUGCGCUCUGGGCCCCUGGCUGCUGGCGUGCGUCGGGGUUUCUGCCACCGGUGACACGGGUGGCCGAACCUCAGCCCAUCCCGACGGCAGCAGCCUUUGUAGGAACCCACGCUGGAGGUGGGCACUGAUGCUGCAGCGCUUCUGGGAAUGGAGAGGGUGCAGGGCAGCGCGCUGUCUCCUGGCGUUGAGGGGUGGGCGGCUUUUCACGCCCGGAGUUAAUUUGUUUGGCCUUGUCGGUGUUUGUAGGGGACCCCGUGUUUCAGUCUUGGGGUUUUUCCUUUGGGUUUUGGUGUGUUGUUUUCAUAGAAGCAGGCAUUGUUCGGGGAAACGCUCCGUUGCAGCAGGAGGGGAAAAAAGGGAGGGGGAAGGAGACACGUUCAACGUCUCAUAGACCUUCCGUCCCUGCAUAAAGGAUGGAUGUACGGGUGUCAGCUGGGAGCUGGUGCAAUUCACGUCGCUCUUUUGGCACUCCGACUGCCAAAAAUCCGGCGUUCCAGCUUAGGAGCUCUUUGAUUCCUUUCUUCUCUUGAACCUAAUUCAAAAUCAGGGCACCGAGCAGCGCCGUCAUGCAUCCAUUUGCUUCGGUUCGAGGCAGCCCUGAGUUCCUGUUCUGCUUUCUGCCCUUUCUUGCAGUCGCUUUUGGCAUCGCCGCCCUGCGCUGUGGCUUUGUCCUAUGGGGAGGGACAGCGACAGAGCUCUGCACCGGGGCCAAGUGCGGAUUGAAUGCAACACUGCAUCUCUGUAUGCGCUCUGAUUGAAGCGUAGGUAAUAGCAGGAGUGGAGGAAGCAGAAGAGCAUAAGUCACUUUCAGCUCGAGUCCCCAGCCACAGCUCUGCAGCGCGUGCUCUGCUCCUGCUCCUUUCUGCUGCUGCAGAAAGGGCGGUUUUGCUUUGGAGCUCUUGAUUUCCCAGCCAGGGGUGACCUGGGUGGCUGCACCAAACGCAGUGCCCAGCAGCUGCCUCAUUUGCAGUUACCUUUCUGUUCCUGCCAAGCUGCCUCCCAGUCUGCGGGCGUUUUGAAGAUGCUGUCCUUAAAGCCCUUCUUUUCAACUCGGUUUGCUCAUCUGGGCUUGUUUUCCAUCGGAUCAUGCGGUAGUGAUCUGGGCAGGCAGUAAAAGCAUCCGCUGCGCCCAAAUGUCCCCGAGUUGGACAAACGGGGUUUGUUUGUGUCCCGUAACCCCUGGCAACAGACUCGUGGGCCAUUUCCCUGACAGCCGUUGACUCACAGUUCGCCAAGUGGUGACUGCAGCGGAGCGAUCGUCUUCUGAUCAAAGGUGGCAAGAUCGUCAAUGACGACCAGUCUUUCUACGCAGACAUCUACAUGGAAGAUGGGCUCAUCAAGCAAAUAGGAGAGAAUCUGAUCGUGCCCGGAGGAGUGAAAACCAUCGAAGCCCACGGCAGGAUGGUGAUUCCCGGAGGGAUCGACGUUCACACCCGCUUCCAGAUGCCGGAGCAGGGGAUGACGUCUGCUGAUGACUUCUUCCAAGGGACCAAGGCUGCGCUGGCUGGGGGCACCACCAUGAUCAUUGAUCACGUGGUUCCUGAGCCGGGGACCAGUUUGCUGACUGCGUUCGACCAGUGGCGAGAAUGGGCGGACAGCAAAUCCUGCUGCGACUACUCCCUGCACGUGGACAUCACCGAGUGGCACAAAGGCGUCCAGGAGGAGAUGGAAGCUCUGGUUAAAGAUCACGGUGUGAAUUCCUUCCUGGUUUACAUGGCUUUCAAAGACCGCUUCCAGCUGUCUGAUUCCCAGAUCUAUGAGGUCCUGAGUGUGAUCCGGGAUAUCGGUGCGACAGCUCAAGUGCACGCUGAGAAUGGUGACAUCAUUGCCGAGGAGCAGCAAAGGAUCCUGGAGCUGGGAAUCACAGGCCCUGAAGGGCACGUGCUGAGCAGGCCUGAAGAGGUGGAGGCAGAAGCUGUGAACCGGGCAAUAACCAUCGCCAACCAAACCAACUGCCCUCUCUAUAUCACCAAGGUGAUGAGCAAAAGUGCUGCUGAAGUCAUUGCUCAAGCCAGGAAAAAGGGCACUGUGGUGUAUGGGGAGCCCAUCACAGCCAGCUUGGGUACUGAUGGAUCUCAUUAUUGGAGCAAGAACUGGGCGAAGGCGGCCGCUUUUGUCACUUCCCCACCACUGAGUCCUGACCCAACCACUCCUGAUUUUCUCAACUCGCUGCUGUCCUGCGGAGACCUCCAAGUUACUGGCAGUGCCCACUGCACCUUCAACACUGCUCAGAAAGCUGUUGGGAAGGACAACUUUACCCUAAUCCCUGAGGGAACCAACGGGACUGAGGAGAGGAUGUCCAUCAUCUGGGACAAGGCUGUGGUGACUGGCAAGAUGGAUGAGAACCAAUUUGUUGCUGUGACCAGCACAAAUGCAGCUAAAAUCUUCAACCUGUACCCACGGAAGGGCCGUAUCGCAGUGGGCUCUGAUGCUGAUUUGGUUAUCUGGGAUCCCGACAGCAUCAAGACAAUCUCUGCCAAGACUCAUAACAUAUCCCUGGAGUACAAUAUCUUUGAAGGCAUGGAGUGCCGUGGGUCUCCCCUGGUGGUUAUCAGCCAGGGAAAGAUCGUGCUGGAGGAUGGGAAUCUGCACGUAACGGAGGGAUCUGGACGGUAUAUCCCCAGGAAACCAUUCCCUGACUUCGUCUACAAGCGGAUCAAAGCAAGGAGCAGGCUGGCUGAGCUGCGGGGCGUCCCUCGAGGCCUCUACGAUGGGCCCGUCUGCGAAGUGUCGGUGACGCCGAAGACCGUCACUCCCGCAUCUUCGGCUAAGACAUCUCCUGCCAAACAGCAAGCCCCACCCGUGAGGAACCUGCACCAGUCUGGCUUUAGCUUGUCCGGCGCACAGAUCGACGACAACAUCCCACGCCGCACGACCCAGCGCAUCGUGGCACCGCCGGGCGGACGUGCCAACAUCACCAGCUUGGGCUAAGGACCGACCCCUUCUGCGCCCGCUUAGCGGACCAGGGGAGGGGACGGGGGCACCUGGAAACCCUUUUUGAUUCUUUUAGAGCCUGUGACGGUUACUGCGGGCCAUGGGGGGGGGGGCUGAAGUAAGGCGCCUCUUUCGGUCCCCUCAGAUUCCCUCCUCAUCUUCACCAACCCCCCUCUCACUUCCCCGUCAGCCCCUUACAUGUUUAAAGAAAAGAAACCAACCCUGUUUUGACGCCUCUGACACGCAAAAGUAAAUGUAAAGAGGAUGUUUGAGAUGCGUGGCCUAUGUCCCAUUCAGCAUCUUUCUUUUAAUAAAGGAAGGAUAAAGUGAAUUUCCCAGGAGCUGCCUUUAAGACACAGACAAAAAGAAAUAAGAAUAAAUAAAUUCUAAGUGUAAAAAAGAAAAUAGCUUUUUUUUUUUUUUUUUUUCCCAACCUCAAGCAGAAGAGUAGUUCAAGGGUUACAAACUGGAUGUUCUUUAGGGUUCUGCGUUCCAGCAGCAUAGCAAGGCGAGCACGGAGGGGCACGAACCCCAGCCUGUCACCAUUCCCCACCACCAACUCUGAGGCCACUGAGUAACUGCUGCCGAGAGAAACAGGACCCAGCACUAGGAACUGACAGAGCACAUCGCACCCUGCCAUCGGGUGAGCUAGACUUGUUGGGAGACUUUUGUUCUGUUUGGUUGUUUUUUUUUUUUCUUUUUUUUUUUUUUUUCCUUCUCGAUUCUGCUGCAAAUUAGGUCCUUGAGGAUUUUUUUCCUUUUUUUUUUUUUUAAAUGGUUGUGUGUAUUUUUAAUAUGUUCGUAUCGUUGUGUUUACAAAGCCUUAUCUCAGAACUGGGCAUCUCCCAGUUCUCCUCGCUCCUUCCCAAGCCUCAUUCAAGUCACCAACCCCCGCCGGUGUCACUGCCCCCCUGGUACUUCGAGUGCUCCUAGGAUGCAUCAUUCCAGCCAAUACUUUCCACUUAGCUGCAAUAGGAGGUUGCAGUGCAGGUUCAUAAGCUAUGAUCUUCGCUUCAGUAUAUUAGGUCUUGAUCUGGUGCAAACAGCAAGGCUGGACAUCAGCUGCAGAGCUGGGCAGAGCCUCUUGAGGAGCUCUUAGCAGUUGGUUUGUUUAAUUUCCCACAGGUGGCAGUCAGUAAGCAGAGGGCCACAGGCUAUACUUUGCCUGAAAGAUUUCUGUAGCAGCCACGUCCCCUUUCCUGGCCAUCAAUGAGCGGUUAUUUAAAGCUUUGAGAGCUUAUCUUUAGCUCUCAUUGGAAGGCUGCUCUGUUGGGUGCAUGCCUGAGCAGCUGUGGCAAUUCCAGUUAACGUCCAGAUGCCCAGCUGUUGUAACUGGGAGCCUCCAAGCAGCUCGAUGGGCCAACAGCAGCUGAGAAUCUGUUGUACAUAUGCAGAUUUCACAGUCGAUCAUUCCUUCAGGGAUCUGCUUUUGUGCAAAUAUUCUUGAGAGGGCCCUGCCCCAACUCGUGUGUCUGCCUCAGGUUUGAGAAACCAGAGGGUAAGAGUGAUCCUCGGAUGAAUUCAGGAUCUGGGCAUUUAAACCCAGGUCUUGAAGCUCUUUCAGCCCUAGUAUUGGAGGCUGGUGUUUUCAGGUUUUCAGGACAUGGAGAAUCAGUCUGCACCGUUAGAGUCCCACUUACACUUCGCUGGAGGGCUUGGUGGUCCCAAGGGCUUGGUCUGUCUCUUAGCACAGAGAGCUUUUCUACCCACAGUUAACACAGCAUUACCUCCACUGUCUGUACGCCUGGCACUUGGCUCUAUCUUCUGCUUUCUCUUCUGUUUGUCCUUCACCACGUGCAUCGACCUCGUUUUUCCGUAUCUGUGAGCAUUUUCUUAGGUGGUGUUUACAGGUUCUCUUAAUGAAAGACUCUCUAUAUGAAGGCUUUUAAGAAGCAACUACCAAAUUUGUCGUGAUGCAGUUAUCAACGCUGGGAUUGUCAAAGGAUCUGGGAGCGAUGUAGGUACCCAAACCCUCCCAGCACAAUUCCCAUAGGCCCCUUUAAGCAUCCUAGUUAAGACAUUGCCAUACUCAUCCAUGCCUUUUGUAUCUAGGUUUAACUCUUGGGUGGUUAGUUUUGCAUAAGAGUUUGCACUUUGUUUGUUAAGUAAUCUGUGAGGGUAAUAUAUAUUGCAGCUAUUUCCAGUUAUUUUUCACCUGUAUGUUAAAACCCAUCUAACCAAGUUGGGGAGAAAAAGAAAGAAAUUCGGAUCCGUUUCAAUCCUACAAAACACUUGCGGCUCUUCAGUAUUCACUUAAAUCUUCCUUUUUUUUUUCUUUCCCUUCACUGACUCGUGAUGACUUUUGAAUUCUAAUUUGUUCUUCGAAAGGAUAAAAGAAAAAAAAAAUCACAAAAAAAUAAGAUUUUUUGCAGGCUGUGUAAGCAUGUUUCUUCCUGUGAGAGCUCGUCCGCUUUGUGUCUGUUUACUGAAUGUCCUAUGUAAAUGCUUAAAGAAAAAAAAAAAAAGACGAUGACUUAAUUAAUUAAUUAACCGCAGUGACUUGAAGCUCUAAAAAUAAAAUAAUAAUAAUAAUUAAAAAAGUAGGAUUUAAUACUAGCUGGAUUUAACCCUUGGAUUUGUGAUUGUGAACCAUGAGUGGAGGAGCUGUAAGUGCUAAAGCUGAUCAUGUGUGUAGACAAAGAGAAGUGCUGAUAUUUGACCAUUGUCUCAAUGGCAAAAAAAAAAAAGAAAAAAAUCAACAAAAAAACACCCAACCCCACGUCUUGUGUUUUAUU
This is a messenger RNA of Numida meleagris (helmeted guineafowl), 5980 nucleotides long. RefSeq names its product dihydropyrimidinase like 2 (gene DPYSL2). Gene Ontology annotation, molecular function: hydrolase activity, acting on carbon-nitrogen (but not peptide) bonds, in cyclic amides. NCBI's taxonomy places the organism in Eukaryota, Metazoa, Chordata, Aves, Galliformes, Numididae. Gene Ontology annotation, cellular component: cytoplasm; cytosol. The coding region runs from base 1632 to 3242 and encodes 536 amino acids. The record is from RefSeq and is a predicted model, not a curated record. The transcript has 14 exons.